This is a messenger RNA of Psylliodes chrysocephalus, 1596 nucleotides long. Lineage: Eukaryota; Metazoa; Arthropoda; Insecta; Coleoptera; Chrysomelidae. The record is from the annotation of a GenBank genome assembly.
AUGCUCAUCAAGGGAGCCCGACAGUUGAUCGGGCCGUUCUCCUGGCCUCCAGGGAGUCGCCCUUUCCCAGCGAGACCCUUCAUGAGGCUCCCCUUGCCCUCGCUGCCGAUCCCUGCUCGGCCUAGCCAGUUUUGCAGGCAACUCGCUAGUGUGGGCGCCCUUCCACAACUUACAAAGGAUCGAUACCCUCAAGUAAAAAGAGGUUCAUUUUCCAAAUUAGAACAAACCCAUUUGCAAUUCUUCAGGGAUCUUCUUGGAUCUAAUAGAGUUAUUACCGAUGAGGACGAAUGUCAAAGCUUUAAUAUAGAUUGGAUUAAAAAUGUCAGAGGAUUUAGUCAAUGUAUUCUCAAACCCAAAUCUACCGAAGAAGUCUCAAAAAUACUUGCUUUUUGCAAUAACAACCGCAUAGCAGUGUGUCCACAAGGAGGUAAUACUGGUUUGGUAGGAGGAUCUGUUCCCGUUUUUGAUGAAGUCGUCCUCUGGACCGGUCAGAUGAACAAAAUUAUAAAUCUAGAUGAAACAUCAGGUGUAUUGGUAUGCCAAGCUGGAUGUAUAUUAGAAAAUUUGGAAACCUUCGUUGGAGAUAGUGGGCUGAUGAUUCCGCUAGACUUGGGUGCAAAAGGGUCUUGCCACAUAGGAGGAAAUGUAUCCACCAAUGCUGGAGGACUAAGACUCGUCCGAUAUGGUAACUUGCAUGGUAGUAUACUAGGAAUAGAAGCAGUCAAAGCUGAUGGAGAGAUAAUAGAUUGUUUGAGUACUCUGAAGAAAGACAACACUGGAUACCAUCUGAAACAUUUGUUUAUUGGAUCUGAGGGAACUUUAGGAAUUGUGACAAAAGUGGCCAUACAUUGCCCUUCAAAGCCAAACGCCAUCAAUGUUGCCUUUUUAGGCUUGAAAUCAUUUGAUGACGUCCUGAAAACAAUGAAACAAGCUAAACAACAAUUGGGAGAAAUACUCUCCUCUUGUGAACUAAUAGACGAAGCCAGCUUAGGCUUGGCAACUGGACACCUACAAUUGAAGUGUCCAUUAGGUGUGUACCCGUUUUAUAUGCUUAUUGAAACGCAUGGUAGCAACAACGAGCAUGACGAAGAAAAAAUGAACACGUUUUUGGAGAGCAUUAUGGCGGAUGGUCUUGUCGAGGACGGAACAACAACGAAUGAAGUCAGCAAAAUGAAUAAUAUUUGGGCCUUAAGGGAACGAAUUACUGAAGGUUCGACUCACGAAGGAUAUAUUUUUAAAUAUGACAUAUCUCUUCCUACCGAAAACUUCUAUUCUUUGGUUCCUAUUAUGAAAGAAAGAAUGGGAGAAUCAGCUAAAGUGGUUUGCGGUUAUGGACAUAUAGGUGAUGGAAAUAUACAUCUUCAAGUAAUAGUAAAUGAAUUUACACAAGAUGCCUUGAAUAAAAUCGAACCAUUUAUUUAUGAGUAUACUUCAAAAUUAAAGGGCAGUGUGAGCGCUGAGCAUGGUGUCGGGUUCAGAAAACCAAAAUACAUCCAUUAUUCGAAAAGCCCAGAAGCCAUAGCAUUAAUGAAGGAGUUAAAAACCAUGAUGGAUCCCAAUGGUAUCCUAAAUCCAUAUAAAGUGUUGCCUUCCUAA